AUAAUUUCCCCAAUCGGAGGCCUCUGAAGAACAAAAAAGCCCAGCAAAGUCUCAAGUUAAUCUCAGCCGUCCGAUCAAUUCCUCUACCAUCGUCACAGAUCUUCUUCUUCGUCUCUCUCUUUCGUUUCUCAAAAAUCAAAAUCCCUUCCUCUCUCACCGAGCCGGCGAGCCCGUUCUCUCGGUGAUUUUAAAGAUGCUUGUGAUGAUGGGAAGUAAUAUAAGAAACCAAGCUUUUUUACAAUCUCAGAAAUUGUAGUAGAAUUUGGCGAUUCUAUUAACCUACGCAACAAGCUUCUUCUUCUUCGUUUUACUUGUCAUCUGUAAAUGGGUUGUUUCCAUUCCACGGCUGCGAGAGAAUUUCCUGGACACGAGAACCCUGUGAAGCUAGCUUCUGAGACUGCUUUUAGUGUUAGUGAAGUUGAAGCAUUGUAUGAAUUGUUCAAGAGCAUAAGCAGCUCGGUUGUUGACGAUGGCUUGAUAAACAAGGAAGAGUUUCAACUUGCUUUGUUCAAGAACAGAAAGAAGGAAAAUUUGUUUGCCAAUAGGAUAUUUGAUUUGUUUGAUGUUAAACGAAAAGGCGUUAUUGAUUUUGGAGACUUUGUGAGAUCACUCAAUGUUUUCCAUCCUAAUGCUUCUCUAGAGGAGAAAACAGACUUCACCUUUAGGCUUUACGACAUGGACUGCACAGGCUUCAUUGAGCGCCAAGAGGUGAAGCAAAUGCUGAUUGCACUUCUCUGCGAAUCUGAAAUGAAACUGGCUGAUGAUACAAUAGAGAUGAUACUCGAUCAGACAUUUGAGGACGCAGACGUGGAUCGGGAUGGAAAGAUUGAUAAGACAGAAUGGAGCAACUUCGUCAUCAAAAACCCAUCUUUGCUUAAAAUCAUGACUCUUCCGUAUCUCAGGGAUAUAACCACGACGUUUCCGAGUUUUGUUUUUAACUCGGAGGUGGACGAAAUUGCUACGUGAAGAAACAAGACAAACUGGUUUAUAGAGACCAAGCCGUGGGUUGGACCAAGAACAAGAAGAAGACUGAUUCCAACAAAUGUUACGUUUUAUUUCCUUGGUUUCAGUUUUAACGAAAUGGAUGAUUACUUACUUUUGGUUCUUUACUCUUUUUAACAGUUUUGAAUAUUAAGUUGUAGUUGUACGAAAAGAUUAAUACAAAAUCUCAGUUCUCAUCAAA
Molecule: messenger RNA, 1183 nt
Organism: Arabidopsis lyrata subsp. lyrata
Lineage: Eukaryota; Viridiplantae; Streptophyta; Magnoliopsida; Brassicales; Brassicaceae
Product: calcineurin B-like protein 9
Exons: 9
Coding region: 325-966 (213 amino acids)
Biological process (GO): calcium-mediated signaling
Molecular function (GO): kinase binding; calcium ion binding
Source: RefSeq, a predicted model, not a curated record